Molecule: messenger RNA, 1134 nt
Organism: Paramecium pentaurelia
Lineage: Eukaryota; Ciliophora; Oligohymenophorea; Peniculida; Parameciidae
Source: the annotation of a GenBank genome assembly
AUGGAAAGUAGAAAUUUAACUCAAUUCUAACAUUAUUCUCAUAAUGGCACUAAUCGAUAUUCUAUUUAGAGAAUCGUAUAUCCACAAUAUGCAAGUGGUUUAGUUUAAGAAGAAACAGUAUCUCAGCAUAGAGAUUCAACUGAUGAAGAAUAAUUUAUAGAAGGUGAGUGUUUUAUAUAUAUUGGGGGUCAAUAAAUAUUUACUAUAGAGCUUAAGUAACCAGAUUUUGUACAUUAAUAAUUAUGUAUUGAUUUAACAAAAUGUCAAUGUCCAUUGGAAUGCUUAACUGCUUUUCCAUUACCAAACCAGUUUCAGAAUCCUCAAAGAAUAUUACCUUUAAGUACUGGAAUAUUAGUUGUAAGUAGCGGAAAGAAUGGAUAACAAAUUAACUUAUUUGAUGAUCAAUCUAAAGAGAUUAAUAUCAAUGUAUAAAUCAACAAGAGAAUAAUAUGGAUGAAUUCAAGAUAUUUAUAAGAAGUUAUAAUUUUAAUAGUAGGAUUUAAUGAUUCAAGUGUUGGACUAUUUGAGAUUGAUAUCAAAGAUAAAUAAAUUAGAUUGAUACAUGAAUUCAAUUUUGAACAAUUGAUUAUAUUCAAUGACAUUUCUACUCAUAAUUAAAUUUAUUACAUAGCUUUAACUUCCUACAAUGGAAUUAUUUCAAUUUUAUCUAUUGAUCUCUUUUUUAACAUUUAACAUCAUGUUCAUAAUAUUAAUAGAAUCACUUCACCACCUAAACUAUAUUUUUAACACAAUAAAGCCAGCUUAAUGGUUCCAAUUCAAAAUGGAGAAAUGUUAUAAUAUCUUGAAAUAGGAAAUCAUGGAUUAUCUAAAUGGAAUGUAAUAAAGUAUCAAAAUAAUAACAAAUCUAUGAUUACAGCAUUUGAUAUAGAACCUAAAAAAUGUGAUGUAUCUUAGAAUUAAAGUGAAGAAUUUGAGAUUUGUAUGAUUCAUUUUGAUGGAACCCUCAGUUUUUAUGAUUAUGCUGAUAACAGUAUUUAUAUUGAAAUAUCAAAAUAAUUGAAUGGCUCUAGGUUUUUUGUGUCAAAUAUGCAACUUUAAUUUAAGCAAUUCAUAUUAAUGGGAUCUGAUGAUGAAAUAGAAAUAUAUCAAAUGUCCUUUUAUCAUAUCAAUUGA